Canis lupus familiaris (dog) is the source of this 8260-nucleotide messenger RNA. RefSeq names its product Rho GTPase activating protein 28 (gene ARHGAP28). The transcript is spliced from 22 exons. Lineage: Eukaryota; Metazoa; Chordata; Mammalia; Carnivora; Canidae. Gene Ontology annotation, biological process: signal transduction; negative regulation of stress fiber assembly; regulation of actin filament polymerization. Gene Ontology annotation, molecular function: GTPase activator activity. Gene Ontology annotation, cellular component: cytoplasm. The record is from RefSeq and is a predicted model, not a curated record. Bases 2481 to 4643 code for a protein of 720 amino acids.
UCCAGGGUCACGCCCUGGGCUGCAGGCAGCGCCAACCGCUGAGCCACCCGGGCUGCCCGGAAGCCUCUUUGUUACCUUUUCGGACGGUACUUGGUAGUUUGGUCCCAGAGUUUCUUCAACAGUUUCCGUUCGCAUGGGUUUUUAUCUGUGAAGUAUUUAUUGGCAGAAAUUAAGACAGAAAAUUUCGAGUCUCAGUUCAUUUAAGACUCAGCAUCGAGUCCCUUACAUCCUAACAUGGUCAUGAAAAAUACCUGAUUACCGAAGAAUGGCAUCGUUUUACCGUUUUGCUGGUCUCCGUCUGCAUUCAGUCUGUUGUGGUAUCACAUAUCCUGUAGUCUCUGGAGCACUUCACUGUACCCUCCAGAGGGAAUGAGGCUGAAAAAGAUAAAUAACUUAUUGGUAUUAUUGUGAAUAAUAUAUUAAUAUUGGAUUUGCCGACUGCCUGAAAGGGUCCGAGGAGCUGUAGAGUCCCUACUCUGAGAACCUCUGGAUUAGGAGAUUGGGAAAUGCCAUCCGACCUCCGUAGGGAAGCAGAUCAGGGUGCUUGAAGGCUGCUGCCAGGAACACCCACCUAGAGAUGAUGGUUUUCUGACAUCCUUUGGAUGCUAUUGUUAUAGGAACACUGAUUGCAUCAAAAUUAUGUUUCUUAGAAAUACGUGUCCCUGAUUUUUCAUCCAGUGCGAGCAUUUAGCGUGGGAUGAGAGGCUUUGGUUUCAUAAUGCUGUGAUAAGGGAAGAGUCGUUUAUCCCACACAGAUUCCCGUUUUCUUAUCUGUUCUUUUUAUUUGGGGCAUCAUUAUAGAUUCUAUGAAGUGAAGUUCUGGUUUCCCUCAAUCUUCAUAUCUGCUCUUUUUCUACAUUUCCUUUGUGGGCCAUUUCUCUACCUAAAUGUGCAGAGGGGAGCGGACAAGAGGGAAUUCCAUCCGUUGUGAUAGAAAUGGACUGAGCAAUUCUCAAACCACAAAUGGGUAUCUUUCCUGGUGAACGAUGGACAGCUUUCUGGUGCAGUGAGGAACAUUGGUUCCUUCUCAGGACAGGAGACUUGUAGUGCCUAGAGCCCUUUCUCUUUAUACCGUUUCCUUAGAUGAUCUCACCUAAUCUCAUGGCUUUCUGCGUUUUUAUUGUCAGAAUACAUUAUCUGCCACCACUGUUUCUAAUUUGAGUUCCUGGCUCAAAACUUAGCUGUCUGUAUGACGUCUCCACUUUUGUAUCUUGAGGACAACUCAGACUCAACGGGGUGAAACCGUUUUUCCAAUCUUUCCCUUUGAUGUAUGCACUUAGUCUAAUCCUUCAGUUUCCCCCUCAUAUUCUAAAUUGCUUAAAAUGUAAAUCUGGAAGUCAUUCUUGAGAUCUGGUUGUUUGGACUUUUUAUAUUUCAACGUAUCACCUAGUCUUACUCAUUUUAAUUCUAAAUUAUAUCUCAAAUACAUUAGCUUUUUUACUGCUACUACCCUAGUCCAAGGUUUCCUGGACUCUCCAGUAGCAUCCUUAUUUAUUCUCCUUGUAUCCGCAUAUAUCAUUGCCCCUUUUCCAAUCUGCCUCCAAAUCUUUUAAAAUCAGAAGUAUGAGUAUAUUCCCUAUCAACAGUUUUCUGUGACUUCUCAGUGUUUUUAGGAUAAAGCUCAAAAUUCUCAACAAGGACUCUAAGAUACCUUGUGAUCUGUCCCUGCCUACCUCUCUAGCUUCUAUCUCUAUCACUCAUUAUAGUUCACUCAUAGUGCGUUUUAUUCAUUCAAUGGUCAACAUUUAGGAUUGAGCCCACAAUUUGUGCCAGAUACUGUUGAGGCACAGAGGACACAAUGGUGAACAAGGUCAGGGAUCCUGUCCUCAUGAAAAUUAUAUUCUAGAGCAAGGCAUUAGGCUACAAGUGACUGUACCAAUAAAUGUCAAAGAUAAUUUCAGAGGGUAAAAGUUCUACAAAGAAACAAAACAUAAUGUGAUAGAAAGUGAUGACAAGCUACCUUGAACUGGCUGGUCAGGGAAGACCUCUCUCUAUGAAACUGAGCUCAGAAUGACAAGAAGAAACCAGGUCAGCCAUGUGAAUAUAUGGGAACAGAACAUUCCAAGUGGUGAUGACAACAAAGUUAAAAGCUCUGAAGGAGAAACAAGUUUGUUUAUGAAGUAGACCAGUGUGGCUGGUUCAUGCUCUCUUCAAUCUCCCGGGAGUGAGUUUGUAUGCUGUAUUGAGGAGAGUGCUAUUAUUAGAAGAAGAAUAGCUCAAAACAGCUCUUUAGAAGAAUUGAAUAAAUGGAUACCAUGAGUCUGUAUGGAUUGAAGAUGUUGGACUAUCAUCAUAUUUCGUAUUACGUACUAUAGUGUCACUGACACUCAAGGGCCAGAGUUUGUAAGGCUUUUCCAGAUGCUUCCUCAUUGUAUCUUCCCAUCAACUGUCAGAGAAGAUUCUCCAAUCAAUUUCAAUUAGGAAAUAGAAAUAUAAGGAAAUUAAGAAAAUCUAUUCCUCGCUGCCGAAGAAUUAACAGGAUGCUCUCCAAUGAAUCCCUACAUUCUCCCGCAUUUACCCGCUCCAACUCACAAGCCUCCAUAGACAGCACCUCCAUGGAGGAUUUCCUGCGGGAAAUAGAAAGCAUUAAAGAGAACAGCAUGGGAGGACAGGAAGAGCAGAUACCAGCUGAGGUCAAGCCUGUGGAUGAAGGAGAACUUGAAGCCGAGUGGUUGCAAGAUGUGGGUUUAUCGACCUUGAUUUCGGGUGAUGAAGAAGAGGAUGGCAAAGCCUUGCUCUCUACGCUAACUCGAACCCAAGCAGCUGCCGUGAAAAAGAGAUAUAAUACUUAUACUCAAACCAUGAGAAAAAAGAACAAACAAUCUGUUCGGGAUGUCAGAGAUAUCUUUGGAGUCAGCGAAUCUCCUCCAGAUGAUUUUUGUUGUAUACCAAUUCCUCUUUUGGAUGUGACCCUGGAUGAAGAAGGGAUAUCAGCCAUUCCUUGCAGAAAUGGGCAACUGCCAAGUGACCCCUGUGACAGCCAUACUGCUCAGUUGGAUGGCACCCAGGAGGAAAAAGAGCUGCCAGGAGUUAUCAAAACAAGUGGUUCCUUGACAGAUGAUGCUUCUCUCAACAGUACCACCCUGUCAGGUGGGUCCCAAGAUGAAGAAGGGAGUUUCAUAGUUCCCAGGAGUGGCUCUGUGUCUAUACUUGAGACUAUUCCAGCUCUACCAGUUCAUUCCAAUGGAUCUCCAGACCCUGGACAGUCAGUUCAGAAUGCAGUGAGUGAUGACAAUUAUCUGGAAAAAAACAUUGUACCAGAAACUGAAGAGCUGUCCUUUGAAGUAUCUUAUUCAGAAAUGGUUACAGAAGUUCCAAAAAGAAAUAAAUUUAAGAAGUCAGAUUUUAAGAAAGAAGACUACGCUUUAACUAAAUUUAUUGUCCAGAAAACCAGAUUCGGCCUAACUGAAGCAGGAGAUCUGUCUGCCGAAGAUAUGAAAAAAAUCCGCCAUCUCUCCCUGAUUGAAUUGACUGCCUUUUUCGAUGCCUUUGGAAUCCAGCUGAAAAGAAACAAAACUGAGAAAGUUAAAGGACGAGACAAUGGUAUUUUUGGAGUUCCACUUACAGUUCUAUUGGACAAUGACCGAAAGAAAGACCCUGGAGUGAAGGUCCCAUUGGUGUUACAAAAAUUUUUUGAGAAAGUUGAGGAGUCAGGCCUGGAAUCUGAAGGAAUUUUUCGACUUUCAGGAUGUACUGCCAAAGUCAAGCAAUACCGGGAAGAAUUGGAUGCCAAGUUUAAUGCUGAUAAAUUUAAAUGGGACAGAAUGUGCCAUAGAGAAGCUGCAGUAAUGUUGAAGGCAUUUUUCAGAGAACUACCCACCUCUCUCUUCCCUGUGGAAUAUAUACCAGCCUUCAUCACUCUCAUGGAAAGAGGGCCUCACAUCAAAGUACAGUUUCAAGCUUUACACCUCAUGGUCAUGGCACUGCCUGAUGCCAACAGGGACACAGCCCAGGUCCUCAUGACAUUCUUCAAUAAAGUGAUUGCCAACGAAUCAAAAAACCGGAUGAGUAUAUGGAACAUUUCUACUAUAAUGGCACCAAACCUUUUCUUCAGUCGAAGCAAACAUUCUGAUUAUGAAGAAUUACAGUUAGCAAACACUGCAGCCCACAUCAUCCGCCUAAUGCUUAAAUACCAGAAAAUUCUGUGGAAAGUUCCAUCUUUUUUAAUCAUGCAAGUCAGAAGAAUGAACGAAGCUACCAUGUUGUUAAAGAAGCAGCUCCCAAGUGUCAAAAAGCUGCUGAGGAGGAAAACCAUAGAACGAGAGGUUAUAAGCCCCAAGACUUCAAAGGUACUACAAAAAUCACCCUCUUCAAGAAGAAUGUCUGACGUGCCGGAAGGAGUCAUAAGGGUCCAUGCUCCACUUCUCUCUAAGGUGUCCAUGGCCAUUCAACUCACUAGUCACACCAAAGCCAAAGACAUACUGGCAAAAUUUCAAUAUGAGAACAGGGCAGCAUUGCUUGGAUCCAGAUGCUUAUAUAUUGGAUGUAUAUCAUGUAAAUCCUCAAGCAGAGUGGGUGAUAAAACCCCAAUCAAGUUUUUGAAAUACCCCCAAGAUGGCACCUAUCAUGUAUUAUAUGCCAAGAAGAUUCUACAUUUGGUAGGGAAAAUAACAAGACUACUUUUGACAUGUUUAUUCCAAUAACCCUAGUGGAGUUUCUCAGCCCAAGUGGCAUCUCCCAGUGUUGUCAGCAUGAAUUGUUGGUGGAGGAACUGGUUGACUGAGCUGAGGCUUUCUCCUAUGGUUCUUUUCUCCUAUGGAAAGACGAGGUGAUCGUUCCAGAAGAAAGGCCAAUCUAGUAUAUGGAACUCUGAUCUAGUACUUUGACUUCACAACAGAAAUGAAUUUGGUCCUAUGCCUAGAGAUUAAAAAACACUUCUCUAGGUAGCAGAUGCUACCAAACACAAGAGGUGGAAGAGUUUUUUUUUUUUUUUUAUACUUAUGUUAUAUACAUAUGUAGACCUUUUUGAACAAGAAUGACAGAAAUAUCAGUAAUUUCUGUUCAGCAAAAUAAUUCAGAUCGGCUUUUCAAAGGGAAUCAGUUUCUGAAUUUUUGCAUAUAAUAUUGACUUGCUCCCAAAUUGGAGGAGGAUGAACUUUGGUUGAAAGAACACUGUAUUGUUAUGUAUGUUGUACUGUAUUAUGACUAUCUGCAUAUUGGUGCAAAUGAACAUUUCUCUAUUGUGGACUAUUGAAAACUGAUGUUUUUCAAGCUUAUUUUCUUAUGAGCACAGGUUCCAUAACAAAGGUUAGUUUGACAGAGGGUGUUCUUAUACUCUCAUAAUCUUCUGUGUGGUUAAUAGUCAUAGAACCUCUAUCUUUUCAUCGUGAUUAUGGUGCUCAAUGAAUAGCUUUCUGUGUGCCAAGCACAGAUUUCCUUUCCUGAUCCAACAUAUCAUUUUUUUUAAUUUUACAGCUGUAGAUAGUCACUUCUGUAGCCCCAACUUAAAAAUAUAGCAUUGCCUUUAUCCAACUGCUCUUUAUGCAAGAGUACUGAAAAAUACUGUUAUAUCAAGAUUUUAUAUGCUGUAAAAGCAAAUUUUGUUUCUGUUCAUCAAUCAUAGACAUGGCCAAGCACUAUGGAUUAGCCUCAGGCUUUAAAAUCAGAUGCAUAUUUGGUAAGCCGGAAACUGUCUCACUGUGAAGGUCCUGCAGAGCCAUUUUCCAGACUUGCAAUUGGCAAGAACACACAGUUCUCCACAGUCUAAUGGAGAGCAAAUCUGAAAUGUGCUGAGGGGUCAGACAGCUCUGCCUUUCAUCUUGAGACUGCAGAUACAGUUCUUCUAGGGUUAGCUAGAAAUGGGAACAGAGGUCUCAUUUAUCCCACAUAUGUGCUUUGGAUUAGAAUCCACAGAUUAGGAUUUUGAUGAAUUUAUAUCAAUUUUAAUGACAUUUAAUGCCCAAAUGACUCUCUUUUGCAGUUCAAACAAUAAAGUUGCUCAAAAUACAGAAAACAUUUUGCCAGUGUUUUGGUAAAUGUUUUUACCAAUGUUUCUAGUUACCAAUUCUCAAAACUUAAUGCGAUAAUAAUUUAAGCCCACAUAUAGAAGAAUUUUUUUUCUUUUCUUUUUCAAAAGCAGGGCUUGAACUCAAGACCCUGAGAUCAAGACCUGAGCCAAAAUCAAGAGUCGGAUGCUUAACCGACUGAACCACCUUGGUGCCCCUAGGAGAAAUCUUUUAUAUGCUGCAUUAUGCCUUGAUAGCUCUAAAAAAACAUUAUUUAUUUUCAACAUGUAGAUAAUUAUGUUUCUGGCCAUUAGGAUUUUUAUUAUAUUUUUAUAAAAAACUCAAAUUCAUUUUAUUUGAGAAUUUUUAUUUCCUAUGCCUGAAAACCCUUUAGAAGAUAAACAUGUAUCCUGUAGGUUUUUAAUUUAUUCCUACAUUUCAUCAUUUUUUAAUGUUUGGUUAAUUGAUGGCAUGUGAGUUUACAUAAUGAAUUUCAAGUGUUUGAAAAAAAUGCUUUUAUUGUUUUUGUAAUACGGACAACAGGAGUAAAUAUUUUUUGCAGUUGCUAACUUCCAAGGCAUAAGAUGGCAGUAAUUUAUACUCACACAUGGAAGAAAUUCUUCAAAUUAGAUAUCUAUACUUCUAUAAAAGGACAGGGGACUGAUUUUUCUCAUUGUGUUUUCCCCUAAUUUCAAAUAGUUACAUUCUACUGUGUUUUUAUAGGAGAUUUACAAAUCUAAUUUUUUACUUGAGAAUUUUCCCAUCUUCAUACUGAAAACACAUUAAAGCCUAUAUAUAAGAUCUGAAGGUUUUAAGAUUUACUCUACUUGUCAUUAGUUUAAAUAAGUAGCUAACAGAUGACAGAUAAACAACAGUUUUUAAAUUUUUUACCCACUUUUGUGUGGUGUCAGAUGUCGAAGACUCAGCCGAGUCAAUAGCUUUAAAUUAAUUACUUGAAUGUAUUUAAGGAUGCGUGACAACUUUCAGGUAACUAUGUAUUAUGGAAGGCAUGUCAAUACCAAAUAACUUUUAUUCUUAGUCAUAGGAUUAACUAAGUGGUUGAAGGAGAAUUUUCCGUAGACACACAGACUAAUAAGAGUAGAGGUUCUUUUUACUAAUUUUAUUCUUAAAGAAUUAAACCCCUACAAUUACAAUUCAAAAAUGUCUAUCAAAUAAUUAUUGAAACCAUCUUUGUUUUAUCAAAAUUGUUUUAAAAUAGUUACAGUAGUCUGUAAAACUGAGUAAUAUGUUUGCAAACAAAAGAAGAGUCAGAUCCUGGACUUCUAGAUUCAGUUCUUACUAGCUUCCUCCCCUCUUCCCAAGUGCUCUUGAUAUACGGUUAGGAAAAUAAUAUCCAGGAAAGUAUUAGAGAAUGUUAACAUUUUAGUGACACCUAAUCAGAAAAAAGCCCUAGAGCUGGCUCAUUGUUUUCUCCAUUUUGCGAAAGAGGAUUCCUUUGUCAAGCAGCUCACUGAGGGAUAUGAUUCUUGGAGCCAGUGAUCUUCAAAUAAACUGGAAUAUUAAUUUCAUUACAAUGUGUACACAGUAUUAACUACCUCACUUGCCUUUCUUGGGAAAAAAUGACUUUAACAGUUUUUGUUACAAACUUAGUCUGAGUCUUAUUAUUUAAGUCACUUCAGUUAGCUUUCAGUGUACAUGUAAUAUACAUUUAAUGAUGUAAAAAAUGUUUAGCACAAGCUUUAAAGCCAAAAAUACUCUGUAACUGUGACGUGUGGUAUACUCUGAGAGAAUUCGUGUCCUUUAGUUAUUGUCUUAUGUGUUUCACCAUGUUGCAAUGCAGUUUUUCAAGUGUGGGAAUUAAUAGUCAUCUCUUCUUUCAGGCAUUUUUCAACUGCUUUCUCCAUAUUGCACUUGGCUGAAAAGUAACAUGAGAUUAAAUUGUCCCUUCUUUCUUUGAAGCAUAUUUCAACUGUUUUUCACAAAUGUUUUACAUGCCUGAAAAGAAUAUAUAUUAUGGGAUUAAAUAUUUCCUAGUUUCUGACAGGCAUUUUCAACUGUUUUCCAUAAAUAUGUCAUUUAAUAAUAAUAUGACAUGGAUUAAAAUGCUUCUUUCAGACAUUUUAAAUAGUUUUACACAUACAGCUUACUUUAAAAACUACAUCUUUUCUUUCAUUUUCCAACUAUUUUCUAAAACUAUGUGCUCUGAUUAGAAAAUUAUUUAAUGUCACAAGAAAUGCCAAUGUUUUAUGUUGUCUUCCAUCUCAAAAGUUAAUAUUCUUUCGUUCCAGCUUUCAUUGUUAAGUAUAAUAUAUAUGUUGCAUUUUAUCCAUAAAAAUAAAGAGAAAAAACCAAAA